This is a messenger RNA of Exophiala oligosperma, 2629 nucleotides long. RefSeq lists its product as uncharacterized. Lineage: Eukaryota; Fungi; Ascomycota; Eurotiomycetes; Chaetothyriales; Herpotrichiellaceae. Bases 268 to 2478 code for a protein of 736 amino acids. The record is from RefSeq and is a predicted model, not a curated record. The transcript has 5 exons.
CAGAAUCUGCCUCCAAAACUACACUGUCCGCAUUCCCGAUUCUUGGUUUCCUGUUUCACCAAGAGCCAAAAAUGGCUCCCACCAUGGGUCUGGCGCUUGCCCUCAAAAGGCGACCUGUCGCACUCGCAGUGUGCGGCCGGGGGCUCCUUUUCCAUACGCUUCGGGUGAUCGAUCACCUCGACAUACCGUCUUGGCUCAGCCCUCGCACCUACACUUUGCGCUUCCUCCGUCUAGCACCUCCUUUGCGCGUCCCGCGCUCCCUCCAGCAUGUCGAGACAUCAGCGCUGUCUAACCGAUCCGGCCGAUUCAGACGCCUCGUUCUCUCCCGACGAUGACGACGAACUGUUCGAGCUUGACAAUUUCGAAGGCGUCUCGGACAGCGACGCGACGACCGUUGAGGACCUGGACGUCGAUGACGAUCUCGACGCGGAGAUCGACGUCGAGGAUCAGAUGCAGCUCUUCGGUGGGAAUGUCCACCCCCCAGAAUACUACCAGCGGGCGGUGGAGGAAUUCAACGAGAGCGCCUUCGACUGCGAGGAUUACAGUUCGGGGACGAACUUGCUCUUGGAUACUGUGGAGGAGCAGUGGCGCUCGUACUGCAAUGUCCUCCAGCGCGAACCCCAACAAUGUUUUGGGUCCCUCUCGAUCCGCCUGCUCUACAACUUCUUCGACUGGAAGCUGAACCAGAAAGUCAAUAAGGACGGCAGGAAGCUGCGCGGGACGAAAAAGAAGAGCUCUUUAGGUACCUACUGGAAGAUCUUUCGACUUGUUGUUGAGAGAGCUGUGAGCGACAAGAUCGACCCCAAGUUGAAUCGCAGCAUGCACAAGGUCCUCAGGGCACUGGCGAAGAAGCAUGGGCUGAGCGACCAGAGGCGAGCCAACCGCUGUAUGACAGUUGACAACCUAAAACAGCAAAUCGAGACCACGUUGAGCACGACAAAGAAGUCAUUCAAGCUUGGCGAGUUACGGAUCCUCGCCGUGCUCUUCCUCCUCCUGCUUGCUCCGGCCGGUGCUCGCCCAACGUCGAUCUUACGGCUCCGCUUCGCAGACAUCCUGGUCGUGCUGUCGCGGGAUCCGGAGGGCGGGCCGCAUAACCUUUUGAUCAAGUUUACCUUGGCGUUCACCAAAACAUACCUCGGCGAGAAGGAUGCAAAGACCUACCCGCUACCCGAGACACUAUUCGAUGAAUCCUUACUCCUCAGCCCCCACGUCUUCCUCCUAGGCAUCUUGUUCCGCCACCGAGCAUUCCGCGCCCCCAGCCUCACCUCGCCGCACCACUUAGAUAACCUGGAUAUCCACCCUGGCGAGCUGGAGAUGUUGUUGCCGCUGAGGGAGGAUCUGAACGGCAUUUACGUGUUCCGCCGAGCUGUCCAGACAUUGACGGGUUACGAUAUAUCCGACAACCAAGCCAUAUCCUAUGCGAUGAUGGCGGCGUGGAUAAGACGGAUCGGUGAAAUACUGGGAUUGGAAAUUCCAACCAUCCCGUACAAUCUACGCUACAAUGCUGCCAAUGAGUGGACAUCAAGCCCCGACGUCAGUGAGGCUCUUCGCAACCUUGCGAUGGACCAUGCCAACUCGGUCCCGCUCCAAAGGCACUACCUCGGGCGCGAGUUGGACAAGGAUCUUUUCAGCAUCCUGAAGGGCACAAAGUCACAGCAUGCGCUCGUCAAGCAAUCCUGCAGUGUCGGCCACUCCAUUAGCAAGCGCCGACCGAUUGAUCUUACACCCGAGCAGGCUGCUUCAGUCAACAGCCAUCCGCUGAUUCGGCGUCUUACGCGAGGCCUCCAGGCGUUCCGUCGGGGAUCCCAACAGUACAAGGAGGCCCGCCGUCUGUUGCGGAACGAGAAGCAGCGGUUGAAGAGGGAGCUUAAGCAAAAAAUUCGGGACGACUGGACGGCCGAGCAAGCCGUGGACGAUAUUGAACGCCAACUCAAGGGCCUUGGGUUUGCCAAACCUACAGCGCACACGUCAUGCCGUCCCCAGCGACCAGCACAAAAGCGAUUAGUAGAAGCUCUCGCGGCCCCGGCCGUAACCGAUCUCGACGGGCAGUACCGGCGGAGGAAUCACGCCGUCGAUGCUGUCGUCGCAUAUUGCGUUGUCGAGGAAGGAUGUACCGUCCCCCGGAGACUUGCAACGUCGACGGUGCCGGCUCGUCGCUGCCCUAGUCCUGAUCCACCAGCCGAUAACCUCGUACGUGCCGCCACGAUGUCGGUCUUCGUCCGCAGCGUGAAGGAGAGGCCGCGGAGAUGCUUCCUCUGCGUUGGCAAGGCAAUUUUCCUUUCGCUAGAUGAUCCUCAUAUCGAAGAUCUUGUUCGGGAGUUCUAUACCUCGGGCGAUCUGAGCAAGCACUUCCGGCGUAAACACCUGUCUAAGCUGCAGGCCGGCGACAGCAGUCACUGCCGGGUCUGCGACAUGACGCUCCAACAUAAAAUGCACCUUCAGAACCAUGCCCUCAAGAUUCAUGGGACCGUGUCUUGAUCUUUGUACCUCGAAUGUCCGCAUCGAAUGGAUCUUUCUUUCUUUUUCGUGACAGUGGAUAGACCCGUAUAAUAGAACUAUAUAAGUUGUUUUGCCAGCGCACUACUUUUUAACCUCACAGGUGGUCACGCAUCUAAUAAGAUAAACAUUU